Messenger RNA from Aegilops tauschii subsp. strangulata, 857 nucleotides. RefSeq lists its product as uncharacterized. The record is from RefSeq and is a predicted model, not a curated record. Lineage: Eukaryota; Viridiplantae; Streptophyta; Magnoliopsida; Poales; Poaceae.
GUUUGGGAAGGUGGCUGCCACAAGAGCCAUUACCAAUCAAAAUUACAAUGCCGGGGAGUGGUGGGCAACAUAUGGACUACAAACUCCUACCUUGAUGCACGUGGCUUUGAGGAUACUCAACUUGACCACAAGUUCAUCCGGAUGUGAAAGAAAUUGGAGCAUUUUUGAACAAGUAGAUGAAAAGAGGAGAAAUAAACUAGAUGUGCGUCGUAGGGACGAUCUAGUUUAUAUUCAAUUCAAUGGAAGAAUGCUAGACAAGCGAAAGAAGUACUCAUCAUCUUCUGAUGUCCUCCUUGGUGAAGAUGCUUCCACAGCCCAAGAUUGGAUAUGUGAAGAUGCUUACAUUGAUGAUGAGAUGGGGGAAACCGAAGAUGACAAUGCAAUGGAGCCCCGUAGAAGUCAAAGGGUGAGAGAACUACAUGAAGUGGAAGAGUUCGUUUCCGAUGAUGAAGAUGACAUUGUGCCUAUCAAUGAGGAUGAUAUAGAGUUCGAGUCUGAUGAUGAUGUGGUUGGGAAUGGGAUAGAAGAAACUAGUGACAAUGGUGAGGAAGACCGUAUGGAACCUUGAAUCCUAUGCCAAUGAAAAUGUCUUAUGCUUGCUAGCAGCCUAGUACUUUAUUUUGGACUUUUGGUUGUGAGUUGUGAGAAUCAGAGAGCAAAGGAAGGACUAUGUGCUGAUUGGCGUUUGGCUGUGUGCUACUGCUAGCAAAAGCAAAGUAGCAAGAAACUAUGUUAUUUAUGUUUUCUGAUGACCUUGUUAAACUUGUUUGAACUUCGAACUAUUCUGGACAUUCUUCUGUAUUUGCUUGCAAAGCAGCAAGACUAUUAUAUGCACUGCUGUACUGUACUGUUUUCAA